CAUUGUGGGAUUCUUUGGGUGAUUAGUUCUAUGUCAGCUUGGAUGCCUGGCUUCACUGUGUGUGGGUUCAAACAACAGGCAGUUUAUGAUGGCUAACAUAAAUACCUCAGAGGAAAUAGCGGUGACCAUUCAACAGAUUAAGGAAGGCCCAAAAGCCAAACUUCGAGAGCUCUGUAAACAAUAUGGACUCCCUGUUUCAGGAACAAGGGUGUACUUUCAAAGAGUUCUGUGUCAAAGACUUGGCAUUGAUCCAAAAUCUGUCAUUGUUCAAAAAUCCACUUCACGUUCAAACAGUCAUGGAGAUUGUUGCAGUGUUGCUGGAUGCCGAAGUCGCCGGGGCAAAGACACUCAUAUUCGGUGGUUCACAGUCAUUAGAAAAAAAGGAAGUCAUACUGCAGCCAUAACAAAAGCAAUCCAACUUACAAGAGAAGGUUGGACUCCAACAAUGUAUUCUCGGAUUUGUGGCCAACAUUUCAGUUGUGGCCAGUUGUCUUUUGAGCCAAGUUCUCCUGACUAUAUUCCGCAUUUAUACAUGCAGCCUACAGAGAAAGCAACAACACCACACUCCACCUUUUGGCCCAAAGACUGUUCAGAAAAGGCCAUGGACUUGACUAACAAGAGCAACAUUAAAACCUCUUCAGUUCACAUUCCAGGUCCAUCUCAUCUCGAUUUCACAAACCAAUAUCCACGUAUGAACUCUUCAGGUAGAACCUUUCUUCAGUCGACUUCUGAGGAUCCUCAUCUCUUUAACACAUUUGAAACAGAACCCAAGCAUUACACAAUGCCUCAUGACAAUAUGUCAGACCAGACAUCAAUGACUGCCCAGCAAGUCAAAGAACACUCUAAAGGCAAACUGCGAGAUCUGUUCCGACCUCAUGGUCUCUCCGUCUCAGGAACUAGGCCUUACUUUCAGAGAGUUCCCUGUCAAAAGUUUGGCCUCACCUCUAAAGCUGUGGUUCCCUUUAAAAAACCUGCUGCCAAAAAGUUUGUUACUCUUAGUACAAAUGCCUAUGAAAGCUCUUGCUGUAUUCCUGGAUGCCCAAACCGUCAUGGCAAGGACAAUCACGUACGAUGGUUCACUGUUAUUCGAGAAUCAGAAGCACACACUGCAUCUUUGAUGAGAGCUAUACGAUUCACUAAUCCAGGGUGGACACCAACAUUUCAUUCUAAAAUAUGUGGUCGACAUUUCUUUUCGGGACAGAUUUCAUUUGUCCCUGGGUCUCCUGACUAUGUACCUCACUUAAACAUGAGUCCCACAUUUAGAGUCGUUACUAAGGACAGACGCAGAGAAAUUGAAUGCAGAGGCAACCCUGCUUCAGUUUCAAUCAACAGCAAAAAUCCAUCCAUUUGUUAUUCAGUAAACGAGGACAAAAUUGUGAAUCCACCAAACACGGAGGUACAAAACUUCAAGAGCCUUCAUCUACAUCCUACUCUGAAAACACGAAACAAGGAUGAUGAAUAUCUUGGCAAUGCUCCUUCUCCUGGUGCAUGGGAAGAAGAUGGUGAUGCUAGUGAGGAUGAAAUGGAUACUCAAGGUGGUUGGCAACCAGUCCUAUCCAGAGACUCUUCUCCUGAGGCACUAGACUUCAGCACAACCAAUCGAGCUAAAGCUGAGAGAAGACUUGAACUGUCUGUGACUGUGAAUGAAAGUAGCUUUGGUCAGAGUGACUCAUUUGGGAGGCAGAGUGAUGCUUUUAAAAAUAAAGAGCAAACUUUAUUACAAAGAGGACAUUCUCUGGAUGAAGAUCAGAAUGAUUAUAUGAGCUCAAGUGAACUUGUUGCUGUGCCUUUAGGGGAAGAUAAUGACAAUGAAGUUGAUUUUGAUCCAGUGGACAGUCCAAGGAUUCAGCACUCUCAAACUAACCAAAUUACUCUUAGUGAUAAUUUUGAAGAUGGAAAUGGAGUUGAACAGGGCGUAUUUAGUGAAGCUGAGGAAAAGAGGAGGAAGACUGAGCUUGAUGAGCUAAAAUAUAGAAAGCAGCCAAUUGAAAACAAACGCGAUGACUAUGCAUCAGAUGGUGCGAACAGUUUUGAGAAGGCCUUGCUGUUAAAUGAUUCUGACAGGCGCUUUGAAUGUGAAGAUGAGAAUCGGGACAUUCACAAAACAACUUUAUGUAAUGACAAUGAAAGUAAUUUGACUUUGCAUAAAACGGAACUGUUUAAUAUUGCUGAAAAUGGAGAUGCUAUUUCGAGAGCACGAAGUAAGCUCACUGUGGGUGAAGAUGAAAAAUCUGCUGCAUUAUUACGCAAAUCAGUUCUCCUGAAAGAAUCUGUUGGAUUUCCAAUGAAAAGAUCAGAAAAGAAAGACUUUAUGUCAGAGACAAGGUUAGCAAUUAAAGAUUGUUUGCCAACAAUGGUUGACUGUCUUACGAGAGGGGCUGUGGAAAGACAUGGGGAAUCUGCAAGGACUGAAGUCCUGGAUAAAGGAAAAAUUGAAAAAAAUCGGAAAGUGCCUCGGCAUGAAGAUUUAUCUGCAGAUGAAACACAAGACAUUGAUGGAAUUGAAUCAGAAGCAACUAUAACAGCAAUAACAGCAGCUACUGUGGAAAAGAGUUCAAAUUUACACCGACAUACUGAAGCUCUUAAAAGCGCUUCCAACUCAAUUUUUAUACCGGGUAUGAAAAUAAAAGAUGAACCUUUAGAUGAAGGAUAUGAGAAAGCCUUGGCACCACAAGAAGGUGCAAGAAUUAAGGACGAACCUGAUUCUUUACAGGGGUACGGUCAACAUUCCAAGUCUCAGGAAUCUGAUAUCCGAAUCAGUGCAGUGUUUUCCGUGAGCGGUAGUCCACUUGUAUCCCAAUUGGUACAGCAAAAUACGUCAAAUGCUCUCAACACAGCAAAGUCAUCUGCAGGUGGCAGUGGGCAGACAGCUUCAGCUCCUAUGAGUGUACGGGUCACUUGUUCAGGAUGUAAGAAGAUUUUAAAGAAGGGACAGACUGCCUAUCAGAGGAAAGGUUCAACCCAGCUGUUCUGUUCCACCCUCUGCCUUACUGGACUCUCAGCAUCGACUCCAAGACUUCUCCCUCCUCCGAAAAAAUCCUGCUAUCUCUGCAACAAGGAAAUCAUGAACUUAAAAGACCUAGUAAUGGGUCAGAUUGACGGCAGGGGUCCAUACAAGGAAUUCUGUAACCAUAACUGCUUGUUUGAGAUGAAAAGGAAGUCUGCUUCAACGACAAAUAAUAUCACCACCAAAUGCAGCAUUUGUCAGAAAGUGUCUGUAGUCCGCCAUGAAGUGAACUACCAGAAUGUUGUACACCAACUUUGCAGUGAUAUAUGUUUCUCUAAGUUUCGAAUGGCCAACAAUCUCACAAUGAAUUGUUGUGAUAACUGUGGCGCUUAUUGUUACAGUGGGUCUGCGCAAUGUCACAUGCUUCAGACUGAAGGGCAGUGUAAGAAAUUCUGUGGUUCAGCCUGUUUGUCAUCUUAUAAACAGAAAAAUUCUAAGAUAACUCCCUGCACCUGGUGUAAAUGUCUGAGGUCAUCAGCUGAAAUGAUUGAAAAUACAAACUCCUUCGGAAAAGCUGAACUGUUUUGUUCAGUCAACUGCCUUUCAGCAUUUCGAGUGCAUGUGGUAACUACACAAGGUAGUACUAGUGUUCAAUGCAAUUACUGUAAAGUUACGAUGACACCUCAGUACCACCUUGCGAUGUCAGAUGGUAGCAUUCGGAAUUUCUGCAGUUAUAACUGUGUUGCAUCAUUUCAGGGGUUAUUCAGUCAGGCUGCUCCAGGCUCUCAAGCUGUUGUACCCCUAUCUCAGGGUCAGUUAGCAGUAAACAUUCCAUCAACUGCUUCAGUAGUGGCUGGUGCUCCUGUAGUUUCUUCAACUUCUGUCACCACAUCAGCAGCAGCUGGGUUACAGAGGCUUGCACAAUCCCAGCAGGUGACUGCGGCUCGUUCACUUAUCAGGCUGAAGUGUCAGUAUUGUCAGCGUUUGUUCUCCUCUAAGCCUGAGCUGCUCGAGUACAAGGGUAGAAUGAUUCAGUUUUGUGGAAGAUCUUGUUGUGAUGAAUACAAAAGGAUCAAUUCUGUGGUUGCAAUAUGUGAAUACUGUCGGUCGGAAAAGGUUGUUAAGGAGACUGUAAAGUUCUCAAGUGUUGACAAGCCAUUUUGUAGUGAAGGUUGCAAACUUCUUUACAAGCAUGACUUGGCAAAACGUUGGGGACUUCACUGUAAAUCUUGUAGUUCCUGUUCUCAAUCAUCGAAACGUCUACUUAACCAACAGUUUGGAGGGAAAAUAGAGGAAUUUUGCAGUGAAGAAUGUUUGUUCAAGUUUACUGUGCUGUUUUAUCAGAUGGCAAAGUGUGAUUGCUGCAAACGUCAAGGUAAACUAAAUGAGUCUAUUAAAUGGCAUGGACAAACCAAACAUUUCUGUAACCUUCAUUGUGUCCUUACAUUCUGCAAUCAACAUCACCUAGCAGAAACAGCACCUCAAGAGGGUAAAGUACCAGUACCAAAUCUUCCUAGUGUCCAUCGAAAGGAGUCUACUCCUGUUAUAGCAAACGUGAUGUCAUUAGCUAACACCCCACCAGUACAAAAUGCUGCUAAUUCAACAACAACUUUAAAUGGAGGAACCCGUACCACUUCAGGGACUCAGGUCAGCACUCAGACAGACCCCAUUCGGUUACAACCUUCUGCACCACCUAAGGUGCUCAAGAAUAAAGCACUACUCUGUAAACCUAUCUCACAGACCAAAGCAACCUCCUGUAGGCCCCAUACUCAGACCAAGGCUUGUCAGACAGAAGAGGAUUGGAAGCAACAAGUGAUUGUGUUACCCAUCCCUGUGCCAGUCUAUAUUCCUGUGCCUCUGCAUCUUUACUCUCAAUUCACACCAAUACCAAUAGGGAUGCCUGUGCCUCUCCCAGUUCCGAUGUUCAUUCCAACAACGUUGGACAGCGCAGACAGAAUAAUUGAAACAAUCCAGGAAAUAAAGGAGAAGAUUCCCUCAAAUCCCUUUGAAGCAGAUCUCCUAACAAUGGCUGCAAUGAUUGCAGAAGAAGAGGAGAAAGAGAAAACUAUUUCACACGGUGAUCAGGGUAGCACGUAUAGUGGGGAUCUUGAGUCCGAGGCAGUGUCUACACCACACAGUUGGGAGGAUGAAUUGAGCAAUUUUACCUUGAAACAGUCUCUCGCAUCUGCACCUGUACCUCCACCUCCACCACCAGCACCAGCAACUGAGCCAGAGAUACAGUCGUACUCCAUUGAAGGACCUGAGGACGAUCUCGAAGCUGACAUAUCAGUAGCUACCUUUGAAUUGUCACGCCGUGACCGAUUGGCAACAGCGCGACAGCAUAGAGCAAGGCAACGUGCAAAGAACAAAGAAGGCUUCCCUCAGCCAAGAAAACGGGGAAGGAAGAAAUCAAUUGUGGGGUACACUCGAGAUGUUGUACAGGAACCUGUAACUGGAGGAAGUGAUGUUGGUCUAUUUCUAAAGUAUAUGUAUGGUGUGAAGGCCUGGAAACGAUGGGUACAAUUUCGAAAUGACAAAGGAGAUCCCACGGAGGAGCUACGGUUUGGAUCUCGACCAAUUAAGCUAAAGGAGGAUAUUCUUUCAUGCACGGCUGCUGAGCUCAGUUAUGGACUAUGUCAGUUUAUUCAAGAAGUACGAAGACCAAAUGGAGAAAAGUAUGAGCCAGAUAGUAUCUUCUACCUUUGUCUAGGAAUUCAGCAGUACAUAUUUGAGAACAGCCGAAUUGAUAACAUCUUCACAGACCUUUAUUACACAAAAUUCACAUCAGAGCUUACAAAGGCGCUGAAAUUUUGGCAACCACAGCUUCUACCCAGUGGCCAGCUAUUUUGUCGAAUUGAAGAGGAACAUUUAUGGGAAUGUAAACAACUUGGAGCGUAUUCUCCUACGGUUCUUCUCAACACUUUACUGUUCUUCAAUACCAAGUACUUCCAGCUGAAAAGUGUCAGUGAACAUAUGAAGCUUUCUUUUGCUCAUGUUAUGAGGUGUACAAAGUCUUUGAAACAUAACACAAAGCUGACUUACCUGCGAUUCUUCCCACCUAUGUACAAAAAGGACAAAGAUAUAGAUAAGUUACAAUUUGGAAAGAGGAAGCGCAGUGAUGAGGAGGAGGAAGGUGCUAUGGAAAUGGCGGAAAACACAGACAAUCCACUCAGAUGUCCAGUGCGCCUCUUUGAAUUCUACCUGUCUAAAUGUUCUGAGAGCGUGAAGUCAAGAAGUGAUGUCUUCUAUCUUCAGCCGGAGCGCUCAUGUGUGCCUGACAGCCCCAUGUGGUAUUCAACUUUACCAACUGACCCUGCCAUUCUGGAUGCCAUGUUAACCCGUAUUCUCAUGGUACGGGAGGUUCAUGAGGAGCUUGCAAAGGUCAAUCAUGAGGAAGCUGAAGAGGAAGAUGCAUUUGAAUGAACUAGAUUUUUAUCCAUUUUUAAGCACUGAAUUUUAGAAUGCAU
Chiloscyllium plagiosum (whitespotted bambooshark) is the source of this 6414-nucleotide messenger RNA. RefSeq names its product zinc finger MYM-type protein 4. Gene Ontology annotation, molecular function: zinc ion binding. Lineage: Eukaryota; Metazoa; Chordata; Chondrichthyes; Orectolobiformes; Hemiscylliidae. The record is from RefSeq and is a predicted model, not a curated record.